AUGAAUAAGAAAACUUCAUUUAUUUAUAUUUAUAUUGAAAAUUCCAAAAAUGAGAGACAGAGAAGAGUGCACACUGGCAUACAAGGAAAGGUUGCCUUGGUAACUGGAUCGAGUGAUAAAGAAGGCAUAGGUAUAUCUAUUGCCAGAAGUCUUGCACAGCGUGGAUGCAGUAUAGUGUUACAUGGCAGCAGAAGCGGUGACAAAGUUGAAGAUAUACGGGAGGACUUACAAAGUCAAUACGAAGUACCUGUUCAUUAUUUUCGUGCUGACUUUGGUAACCUAAAAGAAGUGUUGGUUCUUUUCCACAACAUUAAACAUCUGUACUCUGGUGGCAUUGACAUCCUUGUAAAUAACGCCGCAAUCUUAGUCACUGCACCAGUGGAAAAUUAUGGAAUUGACAGAUGGGAGAAACAAUUACGUGUUAAUUUGACAUCAGCUUUUUAUUUGACAAGUUUAACAUUGGCAAACAUGAAACAGAAAGGAUGGGGAAGAAUUAUCAAUAACAGUUCUAUUUGGGGUGAAAGAGGAUGCCCUAAUGUGAGUGGUAUGAUUGCAUACAAGCAUGGCAUUAACGGUUUAACCAAGACAGUGGCCUUAGAAACAUCUGGCACAGGGGUUACAUGCAACGCCAUCUGCCCUGCUAUAGUGAAGACCGCAAGUUUGGAGAGAUUUGUCAAAGCCGCAUCAGAUGAAACAGGAAUACCAUUAAAAAAAAUAAAGAGAAAUUUCGUGAACCAAAAUAAUCCAUCUGGUGAACUAUUGGACCCUGAUAAGAUUGGCGAGGUCGCCGCAUUUCUCUGUUCCACCUCUGCUGAUGAAAUAACGGGCGCCCUCAUUCAUGUGGACUGGGGAGCAUCAGCACAAUAG
Saccoglossus kowalevskii is the source of this 867-nucleotide messenger RNA. RefSeq lists its product as uncharacterized. NCBI's taxonomy places the organism in Eukaryota, Metazoa, Hemichordata, Enteropneusta, Harrimaniidae. The record is from RefSeq and is a predicted model, not a curated record.